AUGGCAUUUACCCCUCGUCUUCGAAUUUCGUCCCCGCAGCUGCCAGAGGCGCACAAAGGGCAGGAAAUGGAAUCUAUCAGCGACACCGUGUCCAAGGCCCAGAAAUCAGAACGCCGGGUUCUUCUCUCGUUUGAUGAGAUGCCGGAAUGGUUCCGACGUGAAUCUAACCCAUGGAUUCUCCGUGGCUACCGGCCCAUCUCAGGCUCCGCUCGCGUUUCAUUUCACAGUUGGUCGUAUAUUCACAACGAGUCAGCCAAUAUCUAUUCUCACCUUAUUCCGGCCGUUUUCUUCCUACUCGGCGAGUGGUAUAUCCAGCAGUACCUUACUAGCAGAUACUCCGGGAUCACUAGCGCCGAUAUCAUUGUUUUCUCUAUCUUUAUGUUGGCAGCCGUCACGUGCCUAUCUUUAUCGACGACGUACCAUACCUUGCUGAACCACUCCCAGCAUAUGGAACAUUUCUGCCUACGACUAGAUAUGCUAGGUGUAGUCAUCUUUAUCCUAGGUGACCUUGUCUUAGGAAUAUACAUGGUUUUCUGGUGUGAAAGUUUGCUACGGAAAAUCUACUGGUCUAUGAUUGGGACUUUUGGGGCAUUGACUAUUCUUAUGACAAUGCAUCCCAAGUUUCAAGGCCCGAAGUAUCGCCUCUUUCGAGCAUUAAUGUUCGUGGCGACUGGCUUGUCCGGUGUUGCACCCUUGAUUCAUGGACUUAGCGUGUUCGGCAUGUCACAGAUGAUGAGAAAAGCUUUGCCCUAUACUCUGGCAAAAGCAGGCUGCCUUCUAUCUGGGACUUCGUUUUAUGUAACUAGAUUUCCCGAAAGUCGGUAUCCUGGUAAAUUCGACCUAUGGGGAUCCCAUUCAAUAUUCCACAUCCUGGUCGUAUGCGCCGCUGUGGUCCAAUUGAUGGGGUAUUUGGAUGCCUUCGACUACGCGCAGGCAAAUCUUACUUGCUCGUCUCUUUGA
Molecule: messenger RNA, 960 nt
Organism: Penicillium cataractarum
Lineage: Eukaryota; Fungi; Ascomycota; Eurotiomycetes; Eurotiales; Aspergillaceae
Product: hemolysin III family protein
Exons: 3
Coding region: 1-960 (319 amino acids)
Cellular component (GO): membrane
Molecular function (GO): signaling receptor activity
Source: RefSeq, a predicted model, not a curated record